Messenger RNA from Carica papaya (papaya), 1313 nucleotides. RefSeq lists its product as uncharacterized. The record is from RefSeq and is a predicted model, not a curated record. NCBI's taxonomy places the organism in Eukaryota, Viridiplantae, Streptophyta, Magnoliopsida, Brassicales, Caricaceae.
AUGAAUCAUCAAUGAUUACUAUUCAUACUCAUUUCACUUUCAUUUAUAUUAUUCCCAAACACGCCCUUAUGAGUUCUUUCUCUCAAGAUUCCUUCCCUUCCCUCUCCUUCUCUCUUCACUUUUAUUUUCAUCACGAACAAAUACUAAAAUAUCUUAUCAGAACCAGAAAAAUAUGAGCAAACCACAUGGCCACAGGCCUAACUCAGGCCGUACAAAUCUUGCCUCUUGCAUAGUCGCCACCAUUUUCUUGAUCUUUCUCCUCAUCAUUAUCCUCAUAGUAUACUUCACCGUCUUUAAACCCAAAGACCCCAAGAUUUCUGUCACCGCCGUCCAGCUUCCCUCCUUCUCCGUCUCCAACAACACCGUCAGCUUCACUUUCUCUCAGUACGUCACCGUCAACAACCCCAACAGAGCUGUUUUCUCUCACUACGACAGCACCAUCCAGCUCCUUUACUCCGGCGGCCAAGUGGGUUUCAUGUUCAUUCCCGCCGGCAAGAUCCAGGCCGGUCAGACCCAGUACAUGGCUGCCACCUUCGCCGUUCAGUCCUUCCCGCUUGGGGCAGCCGCCUCUGCCGCACAGGCAGCCACUUUUGCAGGGCCGGUACCAACCGGGUUGGGGGGACCCGGAUAUCCCUACCGGGUCGGACCAACUUUGGAGAUAGAAUCGAGGAUGGAGAUGGCCGGUCGAGUGAGGGUUUUGCAUUUCUUUACCCACCACGUUGAGGCUAAAGCUGAAUGCAGAGUCGCCAUUGCUGUGAGUGAUGGAUCUGUGUUGGGUUUCCACUGUUAAUGUUUAGUUAGUCAGCAAUAACUAUUCUUUUUUAUUUGGGCGUGUUUUUGUUAGUUGUAGUUGUUGAUUCUAUAUGUCCAAAUUCGUUGAAGAAGGUUGGAAGUGUAAAAAGAUUUUUUUUUUUUUUUUUUUUUUUUGGUUUUAUGGCUUGUAAGACUUAAGUAGUUUUUAGAUUUUUGUUUAUGGAAAGUGGGUAUUUUCGUUUCUAAUUGAGGUUGAUGAAGGUGAAGAUUUUGAAGAUUGUAGGAAGAAGCAUAAUUGAUAUCUGGGUGUGUUCGAUUAAUUGAGGUUUAAGUAAAGUUGGAUGCUAGUCAAUAUUUACUUUGCUGGUUGAAUAGUCUUGAGACUGAGAGAAUACUGAGAGUUUGGUCCAGGGAUGAGCUUAUUUGAUUAGGUUUUAAAGAAGAAAAAUUUGAUGGAUGACAGGUUUGGGGAUCUUCACCAAACAUUUGGAAACAAUAAAAUGAGGUCUGAAAAUUGAGGAAAUUGUGAGUGGGGAAAGAAGAAAAUGGUGGAGAGUGCA